UUUAAUUUUAAUAUAAUUGUACACAUUUGAGAUAUAAACACAUAUGUUUUAUUUGUUUUGUUGUAGUAUAUGUUAAACUUAUUUUCAAGCUAAUUUUAAUCAUGAUUUUCGUAAAAGUAUGUUAUUUAAAGUUUAAUUUGUAAUAUAUCCUGUAAAAUAUUGUUUAAUUUAAAAAAUUAAUUCUAAAUUUAUUAAUUGUUCUUUUUGUUUUUAAAAUAAUGUGGAUUCAUUAUUGUUCAGUAAAUUGAGAUACAAAGUAAUAACUUGUUUAACAAAAAUGUUAAAGGAGCCCUUAAAUACAAUAAGUGGCAGCUCAGCUGUUUACUGUGAUGUUAUCCCAUCACUUUUAGCUGAAAGGAUAGAUCAGCUGUCUGUAUAUGGGCCCCUCUUUGAAGCCCUCACUAAUAAUCACUUUAUUAAAUCAGGCUACAACAUGAAUUCAGGCUCUGUUUUUAGUAAACCUGAAUGCCAACUUGAGGUUGAAGUUCGUCUGGGCUUUAUACAGAAUAUCAGAUCAGAGCAUCGAUUCACACUACCGGUUACAACCGAUACUCUGUUGGCCUCAAGAGCCCCAGUGAAGUUUGUUCCAGGAGUGACCGAGGACCAGUACAAUGCAGCCAGAAACUUUCUUAUUGAGACUUCAGAGGAGGACGAUCCGAAGAACGAGUGGACUACCUGCCUAAAUUCAUGCACCAUAAAUAGAUUUUUCGAGAUUCAAGGUUACGAUGAACUGGUCAGAAUAAGCGUUUCAAAUGACUCAAACUCUCCAGUUAAUAGACAACAAAAGGAGCCAGUUGAUGCUAUUAGAAAGGUUAACCUGCUCACUUGGAACAUUAGCUCAGGAUCAACUGAGGAGCCUAGUGAAGAAUCGGAAGAAUUCUCAACAGGGCUUGAAGGAUUAGACUACAGAAUUGCAGUAAAUCUUGAGUAUAAAGUACCACUAACUAAUUUGCCAACGACAAGUAACGCUAAAUACUGUAGGAGAAGAUUAAGAGAUUCGUUUAUUCACACUGAAAGCAAGAUGAGAUUUGAUUUAUCUAAGGUUGAGGAUGUGACAGAGAAUAAGGAUCCGACAACGUCCAAGUUUGAGAUAGAGAUAGAGCUUUUAGGUGAAGAGAUUGUGAAGAGCUUGAUGGACAAAUCACUCAGCUCAGAUCAACGCAUGAUGAACCUCAAGUACCACUGUUCAACACUGAUUAGGUCCUCCCGGUAUAUUAUGGAUCUAAUCUCUAGUAAGAAUGAACGCCUAAAGUACUCGUCUUUCAUAAACUCAAUUUCAGAAAAGGUAGGAGUGUACGACCUGAGGAUAGUAUCCCAGGACCCAGAGUCAGUUGAAAGGUAUAAGAGAUACUUAUCACCACAGCUCCCACUCAUUGGAGAUUAUCUGUACAGAGCAGUAUCAGUUAACCUGGAAAAGAAACCAGACCUGUAUAAUAAUAGGAAAUCACUGUAUACACAAGAAGCAAAAGAUAUACCAGGACCAUUUGUUGUCAAAAUGGAUACAAAUGGACACAGAUAUGUAACAUUAGAUAAAUGAUGUUUUAUAUAUGA
Messenger RNA from Theileria parva strain Muguga, 1551 nucleotides. RefSeq names its product mRNA capping enzyme beta chain. Gene Ontology annotation, molecular function: polynucleotide 5'-phosphatase activity. The coding region runs from base 278 to 1537 and encodes 419 amino acids. Lineage: Eukaryota; Apicomplexa; Aconoidasida; Piroplasmida; Theileriidae. The record is from RefSeq and is a predicted model, not a curated record. The transcript has 2 exons.